UUGGCAACGGUCCCCAACAACCUUGCCGGGAGGCCCUGGAGCUCCGCGGUGCUGUUGCGCCUACGAGGGACCUGCCCAACGUACGUCCCAAUUACGGGUGGGACUGUGGGCCUGCCCCGGCGCCGCCGCUCCUGCGCCCUCGACAGCGAAAGGGAUUGACUGACGCUACUUGGAUUAAUUUGACGAUCUCCUAAGAGACUCGAAGUUAAAUUUCUAUAAACAAAUAAACUAGUUCUCUCUCAUUUGGAGCAAUGCUGAAGUUCCAAGAGGCUACUAAAUGUGUGAGUGGACCAAUAGCCCUUUCUGCUUAUCCAAAGACCUUGAUUGCAAGAAGAUACGUAGUUCAACAGAAACUUGGUAGUGGAAGUUUUGGAACUGUCUAUCUGGUCUCAGACAAGAAAGCAAAACAAGGAGAGGAAUUAAAAGUACUGAAGGAAAUCUCUGUGGGAGAACUCAAUCCAAAUGAGACUGUGCAGGCCAAUUUGGAGGCCCAGCUCCUUUCCAAGCUGGACCACCCAGCCAUUGUCAAGUUCCAUGCAAGCUUUGUGGAGCAAGAUAAUUUCUGCAUUAUCACCGAGUACUGUGAGGGCCGAGAUCUGGACUGUAAAAUUCAGGAAUAUAAAGAAGCUGGAAAAACCUUUCCGGAAAGUCAGAUAAUCGAAUGGUUUAUCCAGCUGUUGCUAGGAGUUGACUACAUGCAUGAAAGGAGGAUACUUCAUCGAGACUUGAAAUCAAAGAAUAUAUUUCUGAAAAAUAAUCUGCUUAAAAUUGGGGAUUUUGGAGUUUCUCGACUCCUAAUGGGAUCCUGUGAUCUAGCCACCACUUUAACUGGAACUCCUCAUUACAUGAGUCCAGAGGCUCUGAAACACCAAGGUUACAACACAAAGUCGGACAUCUGGUCUCUGGCAUGCAUUUUAUAUGAGAUGUGCUGCAUGAACCAUGCGUUCACUGGCUCCAGUUUCUUGUCCAUUGUUUUAAAAAUUGUUGAAGGUGACACGCCUUCCCUCCCCCAGAGAUACCCAAGAGAACUGAAUACCAUCAUGGAACGCAUGUUGAACAAGAGUCCUUCAUUGAGACCAUCUGCUAUAGAAAUUUUAAAAAUCCCUUACAUUGAUGAACAACUACAGAUUAGAAAUUGUGAUGCAGAGAAUCUACCUCUGGUGCACCUGAUGUGUAGAUAUUCGGAGAUGACUCUGGAAGACAAGAAUUUGAAUUGUCAGGAGGAGGCUGCUCAGAUAAUUAAUGCCAUGCAAAAAAAGAUCCACCUGCAGACUCUGCGGGCGCUGUCUGAAGUGCAGAAAAUGACACCAAGAGAAAGGAUGCGGCUGAGGAAGCUCCAGGCAGCUGAUGAGAAGGCCAGGAAGCUGAAAAAGCUUGCAGAAGAAAAAUAUGAAGAAAAUAACAAACGAAUGCAGGAGUUGAGAUCUCGGAACUCUGAGCAGCUAACUAUUGAUGUUCUCCAUGAAUCUGAUGACCUGACUUCAGAGAACCUGCCUGAGUCUCAGCCCAUUCCUUCCUUGGAUCUUGGCCCACUUGAGUCAAGUGUAGAAGACACCAUAGCUGACCUUGGAGAUCAUGGUCUCACUGAGUUCUUCCAUUCUUUUUCCCAGUCUGACAUCCCAGAAGACCCACUUGUGGCUGAAGAAUAUUAUGCUGAUGCAUUUGAUUCCUGUUCUGAAGAAAGUGAGGAGGAGGAAGAAGAAAUAGUGUUCUCAGGACCGGAGGAAGAGGUUAAGGAUGAAGGACCCCAGUCUGCUUAUAGAACAAUCCAACAGGACAGUGAUAUUGAAGCACUGGUCAGGUGUUUGGAAAAUGUCCUCGGUUGCACCUCUCCAGAUGCGAGGACGAUCCCCAGCACAGCUCCAGACGUGUCCCCGAGACUAACAACGUUCAACAGCACAGUGGCCGCGACCAAGGUGAAACACAUGAGGGAGUCACAAGACAUGGAUUCCAUCUUGCUUUCUCUUGGAUAACUCACACUCUGAAGGAAGCUGGCUACCAUCUUGUGAGGACACUCAAGCAACUUUAUGGAGAGAUCUAUGUGAUACAGAAUUGAGCCUUCUGGCAACAGCCAGCGCCAAGUUGAGCCACCAGGAAAGCAAAUUCUCCAGCCCUAAUCAUGCCUUCAUUUGACCGUAGCCCUUGCUUACAUCUGGACUAAAACAUCACAAGAAACUCUCUGGAGCCAGAGCCAUCCAGCUAAGCCAUUCCUUAAUUCCUGACCCACAGACAAUGUGAAAUAAUAAGUGUUCACUGUUGUCUUAAGCCAUUACAUUUCCCAAUAUGAUUCAGUAAUAGAUCACUAAUAUAGAAGGCAAUGCUCAGAUCUGAGCUGCUGUGUUCUAUAGCCAGGGGCAGCCCCUAAAGAGAUAUCACCAGGGCAUGGCUUUUAGCUGCCUCAUGAAACUGUGUGGAGGGCAGGUUUGGACAGCAUGAGACUGGGGGCAGGACGGAGAGGUAGUCAGUUGUGUCCAGGUGAGAAAAGUUCAAGUCAGGGCACUGAUGAUGAGGGAGCAUAAGUCAAGCUGAAGCAAAGUACAGGCCAACAGCAUCCCCUCUCCCCACCAGGUGGGAUAUGUGUGAUAGUCCUCAGGCACUCCUGGCUGCCCAAAAACAGAAGAAAGGAAAGAAAGCAAAUGGUUGACUGAUAGAGAUCAUGGCCAUGCAGGACAGGAGUCUCCUUCAGUUUAUGGAUAACUUAGUAAACUGCAAGAAAAGGCAAUCUUAUCCAUAGCCUAAUCUCUAGAAACCUACGGACUCCAUUUCCUGGAGCCCUAAUAUCACCCUCAUCAAGAUAUAAGGAGGCUUAAUUGCUUGAUAUGGUAAUGUGGGAAACUAAAGGAAAUGAAAAAUUAAAUUUCCUUACUGCCUACACCCCACUGACAAGUCCUUGAAACAGGUAGAGUGACCUUCCUCUAGGAGCUCAGUUGCCUUGAUGAUGACACUUGCUAGGGCUUGGCUUAACAUGAUCCUGAUCCCCCAGGAUCCUGUGAGUCUCCUUAAACACAUAAAAAUUCCUUUGCAAGCUCCCUUUAUCUUUAACCCCCAAGUAUAUGUUAGCAAUUAUACUCCAAACCUAUGACCCAUGAUACACAUCUGAAGGGUCUCAUGACUGAGGUUUUACUAAACAGUAAUAACAAUGUUUUCCUACUAACCACUAGCCUCUCAAGGUCCUAGAAACCUUGCUUCCAAAAUUGCUUAGAGAUUCACACUGUCCCUAACCCCAUUCCAACCUGAAGGUAUAUAAUCAGUCACUCUUCACAACCCUAGGCAGUGCUUUCUGCCCACGGGUCCUGUCCCCAUGCUUUAAUAAAAAUCACCUUGCACCAAA
Molecule: messenger RNA, 3331 nt
Organism: Neofelis nebulosa (Clouded leopard)
Lineage: Eukaryota; Metazoa; Chordata; Mammalia; Carnivora; Felidae
Gene: NEK11
Product: NIMA related kinase 11
Exons: 18
Coding region: 252-1973 (573 amino acids)
Biological process (GO): protein phosphorylation
Molecular function (GO): ATP binding; protein kinase activity
Source: RefSeq, a predicted model, not a curated record